GUCUGUCUGGGAAUACAUCUGGCACGAAUCGAGCUACGACUAGCCACGGCGAUGUUCUUCCGUCGGUUUCCACAGGCACGCGUGUCGAGCCGCCAUGGGAUGAGCGAGGCAGAUAUGGUGAUGGAGACCUUCUUCCUGAUGGCGCCCAAGGGGCAUCGGUGUCUGAUCGAGGGGCGGGUUUCGCAGCAGAAGGUUCAGUCUUAGGCGGUCGUUACUCUUAUACUCUGGAUGAUGAUGAUGAUCUUCAUGAUGAGGAUUCAAUAGCACACUGCCGUAGGUUGCAGAUGCUUGCAGUGGAUCAUAUAACGAGUAGAUGUAAUAUGCCAUCGGGGUGUCAUCCUAUGGGUUUCCCCGCACUCAGCAGCAACUAAGCUUCCCCGCUUCAACCGCACCUCACCAAACAAGUAACACAACAACACAACAACACAACAACACAACGCACUACAACACACCACAACGCACCGUUGCACAAACCACAUUCAUCCACAACCAUGUCCAGCACGUCCAACACCAAGCCCCUCAGCGAUCGCGAGGCACUGGCCUUCCGCCAAAUCCCUACCAUGACCUUCUCCACCGCCACCAACCCUCUAACCGCGCCUCUUGCCCCCGACCCGAGCGCCGACACGCCAUCCCUCCGCGCCGCAUCGCGCUUCGCCGUCCCCGGCAGAGCCAUCAUCACCGGCGGCGCAGGCUCCCUGGGCCUAACCGUCGCGCGGGCCCUACUCGAACACGGCCUGACGGCGCUCGCCCUCCUCGACCUGCCGGCGACGAUCACCACCUCGACCGCCGCCCUGACCGAACUCACCACCUCCUUUCCCAACGCACAAAUCCACGCCUAUCCCGUGGACGUGACCUCCCCCGAAAGCAUCACCACCACCAUCACCACGGCCGUAACCAGCAUGGGCGGCGUCGACCACCUCCUCUGCUUCGCCGGCAUCGUCUCCUGCACGCCGUCGACCGGCGCCGCACCCGCCGAAUUCAGCAGAGUCCUCGACGUCAACCUGACGGGCUCCUUCCUCUGCGCCCAGGCCGCCGCGGCCCACAUGAUCGCCCAAGGUACGGGGGGCAGCAUCGUCUUCACGGCCUCCAUCUCCGCCCACGCGACCAACUUCCCGCAGCCGCAGGUGGCGUACAACGUCAGCAAGGCCGGGGUGGUGCACAUGACCCGCAACCUGGCGGCGGAGUGGGCCGUCCACGGGAUUCGGGUCAAUAGUGUCAGUCCCGGGUAUAUGGAUACCGUGCUGAAUGCCGGGGACGGACUGCAGCCGUUGCGGGAGAUCUGGGCGCAGCGGUGUCCGAUGGGUCGGAUGGGGGAUGUGGAGGAGGUGACCGGGGCGUUUGUCUUGCUGUGUAGUCCACGGGGUGGGAGGUAUAUCACCGGAGUGGAUUUGGUGGUGGAUGGGGGGGCGAUGACUUUGUGAGCACCCUAGGUGGAG
Messenger RNA from Aspergillus fijiensis CBS 313.89, 1436 nucleotides. Its product is annotated as NAD(P)-binding protein. The record is from RefSeq and is a predicted model, not a curated record. Gene Ontology annotation, molecular function: oxidoreductase activity, acting on NAD(P)H, oxygen as acceptor. The coding region runs from base 492 to 1421 and encodes 309 amino acids. NCBI's taxonomy places the organism in Eukaryota, Fungi, Ascomycota, Eurotiomycetes, Eurotiales, Aspergillaceae. The transcript has a single exon. Gene Ontology annotation, cellular component: intracellular anatomical structure.